UAUAUGAGAUGGGACCUGUCUCUUAUUGCAGGCUGCAAGAGCUCAUAGCUGAUAUUCUUUCUGAUAUUAAUGCCUCCUGAAGUUGAGAGUAUAGAAGGUAACAAAGCGUGUGCUAAAGUCAAAACUGCAGAGAUACUAAAAACUGAAGACAUUGGUAAAUCUCAAGGGGGACCAAAAGUUUAUAUGAAAAACAGAUUCUAGUUAUAGGAAAUUGUUUACAGUUGCUUCAUUAAGAAUUACACAUUACAUCCUAAUUAAAGUCUGGAAAGGCAGGAAUAUAAUUUACAUAAAAGUUGAAAAGGACAAUCAUACACAAGGCUUAACAAAAUAAAACAACUGCAAUUGAUGGGAGGGACUGAAAUCAAAGCUGGUCACUUCCAUUUGGAUGACUGGAUGGUUUCAUUACUUCUGUGAAGGUGCUGGUAGGAACCAGCGGAUUGCUAAUAUUGAAUAUUGAAUUGAAAGGAUCUUCAUUAUUCCAGUGGAUAGAUAAUUUUGAACAAUACAAACCUCCUGAAACUGACUGCUGUACCAGUCCUUGGAAGUGAAUUAUGGAGGUCUACAAUGAACUUGUGGACCAGAUGACCAACACAACAACAGAAAAUAACACCUAUGGGCACUGGAAUCUGUUCUCCACAGCUUCCUCCAUGGAACUCGGGGUGAUUUCUAAUGGACAGUCCAGAAUCAGAGAUCUAAUUGGAAUUUUUUUCAUGGUGUUGCUUAGCAUCGUUGCACUGCUGGCCAACACAGCUGUGAUUGUGGUCAUCAUCAAAUCUCCACAGCUGAGGAAGUUUGUUUUCGUAUUCCAUCUGUGUGUGGUGGACCUUCUCUCUGCCAUCUUCUUGAUGCCUCUGGUAAUUGUUUCCAGCUCCCAUUUUUUUGGCACAGUGAUGUUUAGCCUGUUGGAAUGCCAGGUUUUCAUUUUCCUAAACGUUUGCUUGAUUUGUGCAUCUAUUCUCACCAUCACGGCCAUCAGCAUUGAACGGUAUUACUACAUAGUCUAUCCCAUGAGGUACGAGGUUAAAAUGACAGCUCGCCUAGCCGUAGCCGUUGUGGUUUUUAUAUGGAUCAAGUCAAUUUUACUGGCCUCCAUUCCACUGUUGACCUGGCCCACUUAUGGAAUUCAAGGCCCAACCAAUGCUACCAAUUGCUCUUUAUACUGGAGCCCCAGUGACUACAAAAAGGCCUUUGUCAUCAUUUUCAGCAUCCUUUGUUUUUUCCUACCAACUAUUAUCAUCUUCAUUGUCUACUGCAGUGUUUAUAAGGUGGCAAGGAUUGCAGCCUUGCAGCAAAGGCCUGUCCCUUCAUGUGUUAACAGUUCAAAGAGGCGCUCAGACUCAAUUAACAGCCAAACAACCAUCAUCACCACGAGGAAUCUUCCUCAAAGACUGUCUGCUGAGAACGUCUUUGGGGGAAGCAAAGCUGCUUUUACUUUGAUUAUUAUUGUAGGCCAAUUUCUGCUCUGCUGGUUGCCUUUCUUUUCCUUUCAUCUCCAUUUGUCAGUCAAUGAGGCUGUCAAAAGCCCUGGAGAUGUAGAGACCAUAGUUACCUGGCUUGCCUACUCCUCAUUUGCUAUUAACCCUUUCUUCUAUGGACUCCUGAACCGCCAGAUAAGAGAGGAACUCUGUAAGCUCAAAAGGUGUUACAUGACCAGGACUACAGAGUUGGGCCUUUCAAGCCAAGAAGGUUCCAUCCAGGAGAACUUCCUGCAGUUCUUACAAAGAACCAGCUGCACAGUGGAAACCAGGUCAAGCUGCAUCAAUUCUAGCCCCAGAAACACUCUGGACCGAACUGUGCCAGGUUUCAGAAUCCCGGGUCAAAUCCCAGAAUAAUGUAUAAAAAAUGUAAAGUAUGUACACAUACUAAGACCAAUAACUGGCUGUUGAUUCUGGACUUAGAGGUAGGUUACAGGUUCAAAUAAGGUAUUUAUUAUUUCUUUCAAAAAGCAUAACAAUAUUACUGUUGUGUGAGAUGUUCAAAUGACCUAAGACAGCAGCCAGUGUGAGCACUGUAUAUAAAACAGAAGAACGCCUUUGUUCAUUUUUUUUACACUAGAAGAAUAGUGGAUACUGAACAAAGAAUUCCUUUGUUACAUUGGUUUACUGC
Molecule: messenger RNA, 2106 nt
Organism: Polyodon spathula (Mississippi paddlefish)
Lineage: Eukaryota; Metazoa; Chordata; Actinopteri; Acipenseriformes; Polyodontidae
Product: probable G-protein coupled receptor
Exons: 2
Coding region: 552-1832 (426 amino acids)
Biological process (GO): G protein-coupled receptor signaling pathway
Cellular component (GO): endosome; plasma membrane; signaling receptor complex
Molecular function (GO): G protein-coupled receptor activity
Source: RefSeq, a predicted model, not a curated record